Molecule: messenger RNA, 2772 nt
Organism: Chenopodium quinoa (quinoa)
Lineage: Eukaryota; Viridiplantae; Streptophyta; Magnoliopsida; Caryophyllales; Amaranthaceae
Product: F-box/kelch-repeat protein At1g55270-like
Exons: 2
Coding region: 853-2166 (437 amino acids)
Molecular function (GO): protein binding
Source: RefSeq, a predicted model, not a curated record
UGGUGGGUAUACUGGUACUUGUAAUAGUAACUAUCAGAGUAGCUACAAAUACCAUAAAUAAUACGACGGGUUUGACCCGUAAAAAAUUUGUUAGAAGAGGAUUGAAAUUGAAAUUGAAAUAUUAGGGACCAAAUAAUGUUUUUUUUUUUUUUUUUUUAACCAAAUAUUAGGGACCUAAUAUUGUUGAUGACAAACUAGCUACCUUCGUUUUCUCUUCUGGUAGUAGUUGGAGAGUAGUCGAAGAUUAUUUAUUAACAUCUCAUUAAUUAAAAUACCUUAUAUUCCUCCUACUUUCUCUCUCUUACAACUAGUUUAAUUAAUUUUACUCAUUAAUCAUACUACGACUAUACUCUACUAGAAAGAGUAUACUACUCAAAAUCUUGCAUUCAAAUAGCAAGCCUAAUUUCACACUUUUUUCUUCCUCCAAAGUCCAACCCCCACCAUUUUUUUUCACAAUUUUUUUUUUUUAAAAAAGUCAAGAAUUAUGGUAAAAAUACUGAUGUUAUUGUAAGGUGGGUGAUCCCCAGCUGUAAUAAUAUCUUCAGUUAUGCAUUGCUACCCCUUUUUUCUGGGGUUGUAGUUGAUUUAAGAGAGAGAAAGUUCAGUUUUUUGAAACCCUCUUCUUCUUGUUUGCAUCUGCAGUGAAAUUUAGGGGAAAAUAAAAGUUGGGUUGGUUUAGUUGAGGUCCAAUUGUUUGUCUUUAUUAUCUGGGGUUGGAUCAGAUUUGUACUUUGAAGCUUAAAUUAUACUCGAUCUGUUAUUAUAUUUCUGGGAUUUUGUUUUUGGUAAAAAAAGAUAGCAAAUUUAUUGUUUUUACAGAUUUUAUGAAAUUUGUGCUCCUGAAUUCUGGAUAUGGAACGAGGUGCUGAAGAAUCGCCAAAUGCGCCGAGGGGAUUUCGUCUUCAAGCUCCCCUGGUUGACUCUGUGUCAUGCUACUGCAAGGUAGAUGCAAGUUUAAAAACGGUUGUAGGUGCAAGGAGAUUUGUUCCUGGAUCAAAGAUCUGUAUCCAGCCAGAUAUAAAUCCUCGUGCCCAUAAGACAAAAAACUCUCGCAGGGAGAGGACCCGUAUACAGCCACCUCUCUUGCCUGGCCUCCCUGAUGACCUUGCCAUUGCUUGUCUUAUCCGAGUCCCCCGAGUAGAACACCGAAAGCUCCGCCUAGUUUGCAAAAGAUGGCACCGACUCCUCUCUGGAAACUACUACUAUUCUCUCAGGAAAAACCUGGGUAUGGCAGAAGAGUGGGUAUAUGUCAUGAAGAGGGACCGUGAUGGAAAGAUUUCAUGGCAUGCUUUUGAUCCAACUUAUCAGGUAUGGCUACCACUUCCGCCUGUUCCUGUAGAGUAUUCUGAAGCCAGAGGGUUUGGAUGUGCUGUUCUAAGUGGUUGCCACCUGUACUUAUUUGGAGGUGAAGAUCCGCUCAGGGGUUCCAUGAGACGUGUUGUCUUUUAUAGCGCAAGGACAAAUAAAUGGCACCCAGCACCAAGCAUGCUUAGGAGGCGCCAUUGCUUUGGCUCUUGUGUAAUUGAUAACUGCCUUUAUGUGGCUGGUGGUGAAUGUGAAGGAAUCCAACGGGCUCUCCGUUCAGCAGAGGUGUAUGACCCAAAUAGGAACAGGUGGAGUUCCAUCACAGACAUGAGCACAGGGAUGGUCCCUUUCAUCGGGGUGGUGUACAAUGGAAAGUGGUACUUAAAGGGACUAGGCUCUCAUCGCCAGGUCAUGAGUGAAUCCUAUGAUCCUGAGAAUAGCUGCUGGAACCCUGUGAAUGAUGGGAUGGUUUCAAGUUGGAGAAAUCCGAGCACCACCAUGAAUGGCCAGCUUUAUUCUAUAGAUUGUAGGGACGGAUGCAAGCUUAGAGUCUAUGACGAGGCAGCUGAUUCAUGGAUCAAAUUUAUUGAUAGUAAACUCCACCUUGGGAGUUCUCGGGCUUUAGAGGCUGCUGCACUCAUUCCUCUUAAUGGUAAGCUUUGCAUUAUCCGAAAUAACAUGAGUAUCAGUCUGGUUGAUGUCUCAAGCCCUGAUAAACAUGUGGAGAGUAAUCCUCAUCUGUGGGAGAAUGUUGGUGGGAAAGGUCAUUUUAGGACGAUGGUCACUAAUAUAUUGUCGAGCAUAGCAGGCCGCAGUGGUUUAAAGAGUCAUAUUGUGCAUUGCCAGGUGCUUCAAGCAUGAGAAUAUAUGGAUGACUUGCAUACCUCGCUUCUGGUAUUAGAAUUCAUUCACUUUAUGGUGUUAUAGAUUCUAUUGUCAAAUUCAUUCGAGGUUCUUUCUGCUUAAGAACCCAAUUUUUUGCUGCUCAUCCUAUCAGAAGGGCUGUUUCAUUGCUUUUGUCUUCUGUGAGACUGUGACAUAUAGCUUACCUUCGCAUUGUAUAUUUUGUUCCAAAUUGUGAAGAGAAAUUUUGCAACCGGCCAUAUCUGAAGAAAGCAGAACGGCACCCCAAAAGUAAGCAAAAGCUCGCCUUUUUUCCAGCUAGUGUUUCAUGUCUUCCUCUGUGGAGUAUUGACUUUGCAGCUCAUUGAAUUAUCAGUUCUAUUUGUUGAGGUAGUUGCUGGUUUCAAAUGGAUAUGUAAAUCUUAAUCCUGUAGGCUGAAAUCUGCAGUUUGCAGAAUUCUUAAGACUUUGGUCUUUGUAGUAGUACAUUAAAAAACAAACAAAAAAUCCAUGCAGUGAUUCUGCAGAUGCUUUUGUGAAUAUCAUGUUGAAUUGCUUAAAACUGGUCUCUUCUUUUAAACAUUGUCAUGAUAAAUAAUACAUGCAUAGUCUAUAUUCUUCCAA